AUGUCUGACUACGAGGAUGAGAUGGACGUGGAUGCUCCGUCCAAAAGCGCCAUCCAAUUCAGCUCAGAUAACACUGGGGGAAAAUAUAAGAGAGCUGCUGCGGAUUUACCAGUAGAGGCCCAAGAUAAUCUGCCAUGGGUGGAAAAAUACCGCCCGAACUCCCUUGAUGAUGUCUCCGGUCACAAGGAUAUCCUAGCCACAAUUAAUCGUUUCGUUGAAGCAAACCAAUUACCACAUCUCCUCCUCUACGGUCCUCCCGGCACAGGUAAAACAUCCACAAUCCUGGCGCUCGCCCGACGAAUAUACGGCAACAAGAACAUGCGGCAGAUGGUGCUCGAGCUCAAUGCUAGUGACGAUAGAGGAAUUGACGUUGUCCGAGAGCAAAUCAAGACUUUUGCCAGCACUAAACAGAUUUUCUCAAUGGCCCCGUCUGCCACCGGCAAGUCGUCUCUCGCGUCCUUCAAAUUGAUCAUCCUUGACGAGGCCGAUGCCAUGACAUCCACUGCACAAAUGGCGCUGCGCCGAAUCAUGGAACGAUAUACUGCAAACACCCGGUUCUGCAUCAUUGCCAACUACACACACAAGCUGUCUCCCGCGCUCCUCUCCAGAUGCACUCGGUUCCGCUUCAGUCCGCUCAAAGAGCAGGAUAUCAGAGUACUUGUCGAUCAGGUCAUCGAGAAGGAAGAAGUGCGCAUCCAGCCUGAUGCUGUUGAUAGCUUGGUCACAUUAAGUCGUGGUGAUAUGCGCCGUGCUCUGAACGUACUCCAAGCCUGUCAUGCAAGCAGCAAACCACUUCCGUUGAAGAACGCUCCCAAAGACGAACCCCUUCCUGAACCCGAAAUCAUCACGAACGAGACCAUUUACGACUGUAUCGCCGCACCUCACCCCUCUGACAUCCAGGAAAUCAUGACCACCCUCCUUGCGACCAGCGACGUCACUUCCUGCCUCAAUACACUGAACACGUUAAAGAUAAACAAAGGCCUUGCCCUUGCAGAUAUUCUCGCUGCCCUGGGGGAACAGCUGCAGCGGAUCGAGGUCCCAGCCCAGACACGGAUAACCUGGUUAGAAGGACUGGCAGAAGUUGAAUGGCGUCUUGCUGCCGGCGGGUCGGAAACAGUCCAGACUGGAGGCUUGGUGGGGGUAGUUCGAAAUGGAUGUGAAUUAAUGGGGGGCACGGCAUGA
This is a messenger RNA of Aspergillus calidoustus, 1182 nucleotides long. The record is from the annotation of a GenBank genome assembly. Lineage: Eukaryota; Fungi; Ascomycota; Eurotiomycetes; Eurotiales; Aspergillaceae.